Molecule: messenger RNA, 1198 nt
Organism: Fomitiporia mediterranea MF3/22
Lineage: Eukaryota; Fungi; Basidiomycota; Agaricomycetes; Hymenochaetales; Hymenochaetaceae
Product: inositol monophosphatase
Exons: 9
Coding region: 76-1059 (327 amino acids)
Biological process (GO): inositol metabolic process; phosphatidylinositol phosphate biosynthetic process; signal transduction
Molecular function (GO): inositol monophosphate 1-phosphatase activity
Source: RefSeq, a predicted model, not a curated record
GGCAAUCACACUCGGUCCUUGGACUCUUAGACAAACCCAGAGGGGACGUCGCUUAGUGAAGGAAUAGCUGAACCGAUGGCAUCGAGCGAACUUUCAAGUGAAAACCUUAAGGAGAUUUUGGAAUUCUCCAAAGUUCUUGCUCGAGAAGCCGGAAAACUUAUACUCGAGGGAUCGGACGCCAUCUUGCGAUCCAAUGCGGAUGCAGUUGGAGAGAAGAAGAACUCUGUAGACCUUAUUACUCAGUAUGAUAAGGCUGUGGAGGAUUUGGUGCGCAAGAGGACGGGUAGCGCAUAUCCGUCCUUUGGCUUCAUUGGAGAAGAGGAGACAGCGGUAUUAGGAAAGCUCCCCGAGCUCACAGAUGGUCCAAUUUUCUGUGUCGACCCAAUUGACGGGACGACGAAUUUCGUGCAUGGUUUCCCUUUCGCUUGUAUCUCUAUAGGUCUCAUUAACCGGAAGCGCCCUGUUCUUGGGGUUAUUUACAACCCGUUCAUCGACUGGCUGUACUACGGAGCGCUUGGUCAUGGUUCAUACCUUGUGAAACCAGGAGGUGCUCAGUUCAAGCUGCCUCUCGCACCUCCACGUCCACUACCUUCUCUUUCACAAGCACUGAUUGCAGUAGAAUGGGGCUCAGAUCGUGGUUUAGCUCCAAUGAAAGCUCGAGCGGAUUCGUUUGUUCGUCUCGCAGGUGAUGGGGAGCAAAUUGAACGUGGCAAAAUGGCGCACUCACUCCGGUCGAUGGGAAGUGCGGCUUUGAAUUUUGCCGCUGUCGCUUCUGGAUCGCUGGAUUUGUACUGGGAAAUCGGUUGUUGGCCUUGGGAUGUUUGUGCAGGAACUAUCAUCGCUCAAGAAGCGGGUGGCAUUGUCAGUACCUCCGACCUGUCCGUUCACGGCGGAGAGGUUACUGGUGAUAUGUCCGAUAAAGUGCUAACAGGCAGGAAAUACAUUGUCAUGAGAGCUAUAGCGGAUUCUGAGAGAGAGAAGGGAGUAGAUAUACAGAGGCGUCUUAUCAAAGAAUUCUGUGAAACUGUUGAAGAUUUCACGCCAAGCUCCAAAAUGUAGAUGCAGGUGUCGACCAGAAAAGCAUUGGGUGAUUCGACGUAACAGAGAUAAGCACACAGGAUCCGUAAUAAACAAAUCCAGUGUCCAAUAGAUUGCUACAUAGGAGUAGAAAGAUGCUCAAGAAUCGUAAUGUAAUAAU